AUGAUCAGUCCUGCCGCAAAACGCAAAGCCGACCACCUCUCCACCCCGGCCACCACCACGGACCCCAAAAAGCCCAAGGGCGGCAGCAUCACCGCGUUCUUCGGCGUCCCCAAGCCCAAGCCCAAGCCCAACGCCCUCGGCACACAGACCAACGGCACCGCCAGUGCGCUAGAGUCUUCCACGACUCGCGCGUCCAACUUUAACAAGGAGAAAUGGGUGGCAUCCUUGACCUCGGAGCAAAAAGAUCUGUUGCAGUUGGAGAUUGACACAUUGGAUGAGAGUUGGUUGGCGCAUCUCAAGGAUGAAGUCGUGACGACGGAGUUUUUGAAUCUGAAGCGGUUCUUGAAGAAGGAGAAGGAAGGCAAGGUGAAGAUCUUUCCGCCAGAGGAGGAUGUUUACUCAUGGUCCCGAUAUACUCCCCUCCACACCGUCAAAGCCGUGAUUCUCGGCCAAGACCCCUACCACAACGACAACCAAGCCCACGGCCUCUGUUUCUCCGUCCGACCACCUACCCGCGCCCCUCCGUCCCUCGUCAACAUCUACAAGGGUAUCAAAAAGAACUAUCCCGACUUUGUGCCCCCACCCAACAACGGCGGUCUCCUCACACCCUGGGCUGAACGCGGUGUCCUCAUGCUGAACACAUGUCUGACGGUGCGCGCGCACCAGGCAAACAGUCAUGCUGGUAAGGGGUGGGAGCGGUUCACGCAAAAGGCAAUUGAUCUUGUUGCGCGCGUGCGGAGUAAUGGGGUGGUGUUUUUGGCGUGGGGAAAGCCUGCGGGGUUGCGGGUAGCCAAGGUCAACAAGGCGAAGCAUUGUGUCUUGCAGUCGGUGCAUCCGAGUCCGUUGAGUGCGCAUGGUGGAUUUUUUGAUAACGGGCACUUUAAGAAAUGCAACGACUGGCUCGCGGAACGAUACGGCGAAGACGGAAUCAUCGAUUGGAGCUUGACGCCGACCAAGAAGGCGGCUGGCCAUCCGCCAUCUGCACCGACUCCGGUCGGAGGCGCAGGAAAAGAAAACUCCACGCCGUUGACCGAUGCACUUAAUUCGGCAUCGGCGGUGGAAGCAGCGAAGGUGGAGAAGGCGGGUCAAUUGAGCACUAGUGCCGGAGCUGAGGACGAUGAGUUUGAUGAUGCGGAUGCGCUGGAAGCUCUGGUUGAAGCGGAAAAGGAGGAUGUAUUGGAGGCGGAAGGGGAGAACACGAAGAAGGUUGUAUAA
Penicillium diatomitis is the source of this 1215-nucleotide messenger RNA. RefSeq names its product uracil-DNA glycosylase. Gene Ontology annotation, biological process: base-excision repair; base-excision repair, AP site formation via deaminated base removal. NCBI's taxonomy places the organism in Eukaryota, Fungi, Ascomycota, Eurotiomycetes, Eurotiales, Aspergillaceae. Gene Ontology annotation, cellular component: nucleus; mitochondrion. Gene Ontology annotation, molecular function: uracil DNA N-glycosylase activity. The record is from RefSeq and is a predicted model, not a curated record. The coding region runs from base 1 to 1215 and encodes 404 amino acids. The transcript is spliced from 3 exons.